Heteronotia binoei (common prickly gecko) is the source of this 4029-nucleotide messenger RNA. RefSeq names its product zinc fingers and homeoboxes 2 (gene ZHX2). Gene Ontology annotation, molecular function: DNA binding; DNA-binding transcription factor activity, RNA polymerase II-specific. Gene Ontology annotation, biological process: regulation of transcription by RNA polymerase II. Gene Ontology annotation, cellular component: nucleus. The record is from RefSeq and is a predicted model, not a curated record. The coding region runs from base 372 to 2786 and encodes 804 amino acids. The transcript is spliced from 3 exons. Lineage: Eukaryota; Metazoa; Chordata; Lepidosauria; Squamata; Gekkonidae.
UUUUUUUUUUUUAUUUUUUAAAAAAAUCGCCAUUGGGUUUCGCUUCCCCCCCCUUUUUUGGGGGAAGGGGGCGAUUGUUCCGGCGAGGGUCUCCCCUGGCUGCGCGUCUCCCCGCGUUCUCGAACGCGCGCCCGAGAGAGACUGAGAGUUCCAUUUCAGGGGAAAGUUCGCCUCGCCGCGUUCCAAAGCUUUGAUCGCAGGCAUGACGGAGCCCAAUUCAUUAGGGGACCAGAGCUUGAGGGCUACGACUGCUGCUAGAAUUCUUUAGGACACAUCCAGGGCAGCAGUGUGAAAGCGAAAAACCGUCCAAGAGCAUCUUUGGAGCAGGUUGAAGGAAAGAAGAAAUUACUGCUGCCAGUCGUAGGGCUACCAUGGCUAGCAGGAGGAAAUCAACAGUUCCAUGUAUGGUGCGAUCAACCGAAGCUGUGGUGCAGGAGGGUUCUAAGGACCCGGUAGUGGGAAAAGCAGCGGGCCUACCAGAACAGAACUCAGGAGAUGUUUGGUCUGGCACUAAGGAGAACUGUGAGAAUGAUUGCGAAGUGAUUGAGGGGAAAUCUUCCCCGGCCAAUCCUGUAAAGAAACUCUUAGGCGGUUACGAAUGUAAGUACUGCCCCUACUCCUCGCAGAACUUGAAUGAGUUCACAGAGCACAUAGACACGCAACACCCCAAUGUGAUCCUCAACCCUCUCUAUGUGUGUGCAGAAUGUAACUAUAAAACCAAAAAGUAUGAUUCCUUAUCCGAGCACAACGCAAAACUCCACCCCGGAGAGAACAAUUUUAAGCUUAAAUUAAUGAAGCUCAAUAAUCAGACUAUCCUAGCGCAGUCCAUUGAGGCAUCGACGAACAACCCAGUUGCUUCUGAGAUCCCUGAGAUCGAGGUAGAUCCCUUUGGGGCAAGCGUUACGAAUAAGACUCCAAAUGCGAGCACCGGAAAGUCCAAAGGGGAGGCUAAAAAACCUUCCCUAGACAGCCACUUCGACGGGUUCCGCCAUCUUGUGACUGAAACCAGUGUGCCCAUCACAUGUAUUAAUACAGCAGAUCUCCUUCAAGAUGUACUAGCUCAUGUGAUGCCCUCUGUACAACUCCCGCCAAAUAUCAACCUGGUUCCCAAAGUUCCUGUACCGCUGAAUACUACCAAAUACAAUUCUGCACUGGACACUAAUGCAACCAUGAUCAGUUCCUUCAACAAAUUUCCAUACCCUACACAGGCAGAGUUGUCAUGGCUGACUGCAGCAUCCAAGCACCCCGAGGAGCAGAUCCGAAUUUGGUUCGCUACUCAGCGCUUGAAGCACGGCAUCAGCUGGUCUCCUGAAGAGGUGGAAGAAGCGAGGAAGAAAAUGUUCAACGGCACCAUCCAACCGACGGCACCCCAGACCAUCACUGUUCUGCCGGCUCACGUCACCCCUGCAAAAAUGCCACAGCCAAUUAUCCAAGCAGCUGUGCCUUGUCAGAUACUUGGCCAGACUGGCCUGGUUUUGACACAAGUGUCAAAUGGAUCCAGUGUUACGCCGAUUACGCUUACUGUCACUGCCAAUCAAGGGCAGAAACGGUGCGCUCCAAACCCACCGGCCGCCCCGGAAGUGAAACGUUCCCAUGUUGUCCCCGUAGAAACCCAACCGAAACAAAAUCCUCCUGCUCCCCCCGCAGUUACACCUGCAGUGCCACCACCUGCUAUGCCAGUGCUCUCAGCAAGUGACCGAAAGAAGACCAAGAACCAGAUAGCAGUUCUGAAAGCAAGCUUUCUCAUCAACCAGUUCCCUGAUGAGACAGAAAUAUACAGGCUUAUCGAAAUGACGGGUCUCCCCAAAAGCGAGAUCAAGAAGUGGUUCAGUGACCACCGAUACCGAAGUCAAAGGGGGAUCGUUAACAUCACGAGCGAAUCCGUAGCCAAGGACCAGAUAGCUCUGGCCGCUGUACAGCAGGGGUAUACUUAUGACCCUGCCUUAGACAUAAUGACCCAGAAGUUCAAAGACAAAAACCAAGAGCAGCUUGGCAUCCUUGAAGAAAGCUUCCUGAGGAACUCUUUCCCAACCCAAAGCGAGCUGGAUAGGCUUAGGAUUGAAGCCAAAAUGAAUAGAACAGAGGUGGAUUACUAUUUUACAGAGCGGAGGAAGCUCAGAGAUAACAUGGAACAAGCUGUCUUGGACUCAAUGAGAUCAAGCAUAAGGAGUCAAGAAGGGACUUCCAAUGGUGCAGUGAGUCAAAUGGAGCACUUGAACAUCUCCCAAGCACCACUGUCUUUGUCUAGGCGUGCCGCAGCAUUUUCCCCGUAUAGCCAAGAGCAAGUCCACUUACUAAAAAGUACAUUUGCAAAAACUCGGUGGCCAUCACCGCAAGAGUAUGAUGAGUUGGCAGCUCAGACAGGUCUCACUAGGACUGAAAUAGUUCGCUGGUUCAAGGACAACAGGAAUUCACUAACAUCUGGGACAUUAAAAUGGCUGGACCAGUACCAGCAACAGUAUGUUGUUGAUGGAUAUAGAGAACCAAAAGCGCCAAUUCCUUUUGCUGUUACAAAGACGAGUAGCAAUGCAAUUCAACAGCCUCACAAGGAAUUUCCGAAGCUGGGGAGGCUAAACAGGGAAGGAAUGGACAGAUCAGAAUGCAAUAGCCAAGACAGCCAGGGCAAUGAGGAUACCGAGGAGGGUGACGACGUGAGUUGGGUGGAGGUGACCAUAGACGAUGACUAUACCACUUCAGACGGUAUGGACAGCUCGUCUCAAACAGUGCCUGAAGUCAAAGUAGAGUAUGAUCCCGAAAGUAUAUCUGGUGAUAACUCUCAUACCUAGACAGGCCUAUCGGUUGUCCCGCUUUUUAGGCCUACUCGCUAACUUGGCGACGAUCUUGGGAGCCCACCAUUACUGAGCCUGGGAUAAACCUUUUAUUUUUGGAAACAGGAUAUCCAACGAGUUUUGACUCCGGAUUCAAAACAUGCUGGUGCAGUCCCAGCGAAGAGGAGACCACCCUCCACAGCGUUGCAACAGAUUAGAUGGUGCCAAAGUCCUGUAAGGGGCUUUUACGAAAAGGACCCUUGUAUAUAGGUUUUCUCCCUCGUCCUACUUGGCUUGCCUUCUGUUUCUACAUGCGCUGGGAAAUUAUAAUGCCCUAAUCAGUUGGGGAACAUUUUUGCUGCCUUUCCCAGCUAAUGUGUGAUAAGCUACAUUGCUGCAGAUCGUUGCUGUCUCAAGGUCUUGGUAUGGCUCGUCCAUUGUCUUAAGAACGAGCGGUCGCUAUUACCUUGCUUUGGAGACUGCCCUGGAACCCUUCCGUCCUGCUGCGUUAGUUUCAGAGGAUGGGUUUCAAACCCCAAGAAGCUUGUCCUGUCUCAACGUUCUUGAGAGUUUGUCCUAUCUCAAUGUUCUUGAUGGAUCUACAGGCCAUCCCAGAGAUCAUGGGGGCCUUGUUUGACUUUCUCAAGAGCCGUCUUGUUUGCAAUUGGCUACAUUAUGUUCAUUUGCAUGCAAAAACAAAUGUUAUCUCCUGCCACAUCUUGCAUUUCAUCCUUUGCCAAAACUUCUGGAUGGUGGAACUCCAGAAAUGUUGGUAGUACCCCUUUAGUUGCUCCUAGCAUCUUUUUUUUUCUUUUUUACUACAUGUAGUACAAUCUCAGAACAAAAGGAUUUUACACCAGAGGGCUCAAGCAUCUUUGUAACAAAAACUUGUUCAUUAACUCUUAGUUGGGGGCAAAGAUGGGGAAACCUGUCUUUUUUCUGCCAGUCUUUCAGCCUUAGAUGUUGCAGUGUGCAACGUGAAAAGUUGCUUGGACUUGUCCCCCUAAUUUUGUAGUCUGUUUCUAGGUCCCUAAGUGCACUUGCACUUUCCAUCCCCUCCUUCAAAUAGACGUCGAAAGGCAAGAGGGAGAGAGAACAGUUGUGUACAGUUGUUAACAGGUGACCUGUGGUUUCAAGAGGCAGGUCUGUGGUUCCCAGCAUACGCUGCACAAGUCUAAAGCUAGGGCAUUUGAAUAAAAACUUUUCUAACGUUGCUUAGUUGUUGUAAUUCAAUAAAACAAAGACUUGGUGGUUUCGGUAA